CAGACGCCGCCGCUGUUCCCCUCCCGGCGCGGCUGCGCGUGCGCAGACACACACACUACACAAAACACACAACCCCCGGUAAAGCGGCCACUACAGCACCCGGCACCGCACUGCGAUGCCGCGCUACGAGCUGGCGCUGAUCCUGAGAGCCACGCAGCGGCCAGAGACGGCCGCUAUACUGAAGCGCACGAUCUGUGCCCUGAUGGAGCGGGGAGCGAUCGUGAGGAACUUGGAAAACCUGGGGGAAAGGAACCUUCCGUACAAGAUCUCCGUCCAUAGUCAGCGUCAUGUCCGAGGCGGAUAUUUCUUGGUGGAUUUUUACGCCCCAACCACCACGGUGGAGAGCAUAAUGGAGCACCUGUCGCGCGACGUCGACGUGAUCAGGCCAAGUGUCUUGAAGCACCCCCAGGCCCAGCCGGUCAAAGAGUGUGAGGGCAUGGUUCCCGUCCCGUUGGAAGACAAAUUGUAUAACAGGAGGAAGUGAGUCCAGGGUAGGAGGGGCGGCCGUUGGGGACAGCAGGACUGGUCACCCUGUGGGCUUCCGGGCCUUUGCUGAAAGUCUCGGGAUCGAAGCUCAUCCGCCAUCCCCACCCUUCCUCCCACCCCACCCCGGCCUGGCACCCGACACUGCUCCUUCUGUGUGUCCCCUGGUGUUUUUUGGGGUGCAGUUAUAAGAGUUAUAAGAGGUCACACCCCAGGCAGGAGCCGUUUGUCAACACCCCUCGUGCAGCAGGGGGCCAGAGAUGGAACCGUGUGUUUGCACUUGGCGGGCCCUGGAAUAAAGUCGAUUGAAACGCU
Molecule: messenger RNA, 798 nt
Organism: Tachyglossus aculeatus (Australian echidna)
Lineage: Eukaryota; Metazoa; Chordata; Mammalia; Monotremata; Tachyglossidae
Gene: MRPS6
Product: mitochondrial ribosomal protein S6
Exons: 3
Coding region: 116-484 (122 amino acids)
Biological process (GO): translation
Cellular component (GO): ribosome; mitochondrial small ribosomal subunit
Molecular function (GO): structural constituent of ribosome; small ribosomal subunit rRNA binding
Source: RefSeq, a predicted model, not a curated record